Messenger RNA from Radiomyces spectabilis, 2760 nucleotides. RefSeq lists its product as uncharacterized. The coding region runs from base 43 to 2613 and encodes 856 amino acids. Gene Ontology annotation, biological process: small GTPase-mediated signal transduction. Lineage: Eukaryota; Fungi; Mucoromycota; Mucoromycetes; Mucorales; Radiomycetaceae. Gene Ontology annotation, molecular function: guanyl-nucleotide exchange factor activity. The record is from RefSeq and is a predicted model, not a curated record. The transcript has a single exon.
UGCCCCUUUGCGCAUAAACCUUUUUACUAUUUUGCCGAUAAAAUGGCCACUGCUGCCGGUGGUUUGCCCCUUAUUCCACUAUCUCCGACGGCCAAGGCAUCGACUGUAUGUGCGAACGCCCUUUCGAAAGCCACCGACCGUCUGGCUGUAGCGAAACAAGAAAACCCUCCUGUCCCAGUGGGAACGUUAAGAAGGCUCAUUGAAGAUGUACGAGUGGAACGACAUAAAUUGGAUCAUUUGACCCGUCAGAUGAAAUCGGUGGAGGCAGCCACCGUCUUCAACUGGGACCCCGACGUUCUGGCCAAACAAAUUGCUGUCGUUGACUGUCAACUGUUUGAGCACGUUAUCCUUGAAAAGCGUCUGUUAUGUCAGGCCGAUAAAAAGUCUUCCGGUGUAUUGCAUUUACUCGACUUCCAUCGUUACCUUUCGCACAGUUUCGCUCAUCAACUUAUCUACUGGGCGGAGCUUACCAAAAGCGGGACCACCGUAUCCGUCGUACCACCCGUCCACCCCAAAGACAAUUUGAUCUCUCACCUGGUGAAGGUUGCUUAUUUGUUAUUGCAUGCUUAUCGCGAUUUCUCCGGUUUUGCAGCCAUCAUGAAGGCCCUGAUGAUGCCGGAGGUACGACGUAUCCGAAAGCUGUGGCAUCACUGCUCUUCGAGAACCAAGGAGAUGUACCGUGAAUUAGCGACCGUUGUCGCUCCCGCCAACCAGUAUCACGUUUAUCACGAAAUGCUUCGGCAAAAACUGAAUAUUUUUUCCCGUGAUCGCCAACAGCGACAUACCGGGGUGAUGGUCGCCAUUCCUUGGAUGAAGCCGCAUUUGGAAUCAAUUCAAUCGAUCGUUACCGCCUAUGCCGCCGGUGGCAACGAAGAUGCCUUGCGUGCCAUGGCUGCCAGUCCUCAAGACACGCCGGAAAUCGUCUUGUCAGCACCGGGCGCACGGAAACUGGCGGUGACGGUGGCGCUAUUGGAACUUUGUCAACAUAAUUCAACCACCGAGUCCGCGGACCUUAUUGAAGAUGAGCUCGGAUUGACCGCAUCCACCACGUCCACCAACAAAAGGGCUUCCAUGGCAACCAAGCCAAUUCACAUUGAAGGAUUACGGGCAUCAGUCGUUCCGGUUCCCGAUUUAACGCGGUUGGCUCCAGGCGAUGCGUUGGUGCAUCAUUGGUUGGUUUCACGCGUCUAUCUGCGGAAAGAUCAGUUAACCGAUGAAAGUAUUGAAGUGGAACCUCUUCUACCUGGAGAACAACUAGAAUACAACCCUCACGAUGAGGAUGAACAAUAUUUGCAGGACCUCGCUAUCUCGAUGUCACCUCCCCGAGCCUCUGUCCAUCCAGAAACGGAAACCGAUGCUCAUUCGGUCGAACUAUCCCCAAUACAGGGUGUCGAAGCUUCAGCAAGUUCCCGUCCGCUUACUUUGACAGCAGCCGAUGUUGAAAAGGAGUUGACCACCAACAAAGAUGAUCAGGAAAGCCAAGAUUCAUCCACAGACUGGGACGGUGGCGACGGUGGCGACUUCACUGAUGAUGUGAUUGUUCCCGAUCCUUUACCCCCCAACGAUACCAUGCCUUCCGUUCUGUUUCAUGAACGCGGAGAUUCCCCGAUGACGCCUUCCGAAGACAAAUAUGCAAAGCCUGCAUCUGUGCCACCCACGGACGGAUCUACGGAUAUUGCCAUCUUGUUACCAGCAGAAGAAGAACAGCAACCCUCCCCACCGUCAGUGACAUCGGAGCAUCGAGAAAUCACCACUGAAGCACUUGCAUCGACGGCUCUGCGCAAAGAAACACCUACCGCAUCGGCAUCCGACGAAAAUACCGUGAACGAUGCAGAUCAUCCAAGUCCUGAAGAGGAUAAAAUGAUGACUGAGUCGCCGGCCAUCGAGCGACAGAGAGAGAAGAGUGUGACUGGUCAAUCGAUGACCACCGUUUCGUCGCAGCAAGAUUCAGCCACCAGUAAACAAACCAAAAAAUCACGUCUCUCUCCAACCGCGCCUGAAUUUGUUCCAUCAAAACUGACACAACCUCUGCUUUCACCUCAGAGUGCGCAUCAUCCACGGGGUCAUGGUCUAUCUAGCAUUACGACUUCACGGGCUUCUUCCAUCAAUGGGGCUCAGAAAGAUGAUGACAACGAAUCAGAGAAAUGGCAUGGUUACCCCGGUCCUGAACCUCAGCAUGGAUUUGCCAAACACCUGAAUGGAAAUAUCGAUCAGCCAUCGGAUGAGGAAGACGAGGAAGAGGUUUGGAAAGGCUAUCCAGGUCCUACAGAGAGCACUGGAAGUCAGGGUAGCCCUCGACGGGGCUCGUCGCAGUCAGAGACGUCGGAAGAAUGGAAGGGCUAUCAUGCAUCAAAACAGGAAGCGCAUUGGAAAAUGGAAAUCAGGCUGCAAGUACAAGAAGAUGAUUGGCAAGGUUAUGCUUUCGAGACUUUGAACGAAGAUGAACUUGAUUCGAGCACCAUGAUGGAUGGCGAGCUUGAAAAGUCGCGACAGGCUCGUGGCGCCCCCGGCCAAGACCCGCUCGAAUCAUUCAAACGAAAUCAACUUCCAAAUAACACGGUACCAAAGCUUGCCAGCAACGAGAUUCAAAAUGGCAUAAAUCACGUACGAUAAAGAAAAAGGUCUCUGUCCAAUGAUGGAUUAACUCAGUCAUUUGCACCGACAUUUAAAGGCAAAACAAUAACAUAGCAUAUUAUACCCAAUUCGAUCAUCAAAAUUCUUUAAUAUUAUCUAUUACUCCAUUUUUUAUCGUGAUAAAGU